Ricinus communis (castor bean) is the source of this 1035-nucleotide messenger RNA. Its product is annotated as glycolipid transfer protein 1. NCBI's taxonomy places the organism in Eukaryota, Viridiplantae, Streptophyta, Magnoliopsida, Malpighiales, Euphorbiaceae. Bases 236 to 850 code for a protein of 204 amino acids. The transcript has 7 exons. The record is from RefSeq and is a predicted model, not a curated record. Gene Ontology annotation, biological process: ceramide transport; intermembrane lipid transfer. Gene Ontology annotation, cellular component: cytoplasm; cytosol; membrane. Gene Ontology annotation, molecular function: ceramide 1-phosphate binding; ceramide 1-phosphate transfer activity.
GGGUGUUAGUGAAGAGCUGGAGGGCUGGAGCGGACGUGAGACCAAGUAACCGGCACGGCCGGUCACACUCUAAUUAAACUAAAAUUCAAAAAGAAUCUAAUUCUCACUUAUUUUCACCUUUCGAAAUUCCAUCUCCGUCUUCCAUUGCAUUUCUGAUUCCAUUAUUCACUCAUCAUCCUCUUCAAUUGUCUAUCUUCAACUUCUUCGAUCUCUUCUACGAAUAGAGAAAAAUUAAAUGGCGAGUGAAGGAACAGUGUUUACACCAUCACUAGAAGGAAUGAAACAUGUGAAAUCUGAACAAGGAGAGAUGCUAACAAAGCCUUUCUUGGAUGUCUGCAAGUUGAUUUUGCCUGUUAUAGAUAAGUUUGGAGCUGCUAUGGCACUUGUAAAAUCUGAUAUUGGUGGUAACAUAACGAGAUUGGAAACUAAAUAUUCUUGUGAUCCGACUAAAUACACUCACUUGUACACUAUGGUUCAAGAGGAGAUUGACGCUAAGACAGCCAAAGGUUCUUCUAGCUGUACCAAUGGUCUUCUUUGGCUAACCAGAGCAAUGGAUUUCCUGGUGGAACUGUUUCGUAAUCUACUUGCUCAUCAAGAUUGGUCAAUGUCACAAGCCUGCACAGAUUCCUAUGGCAAAACGCUGAAAAAAUUCCAUGGCUGGCUUGCAAGUUCAAGUUUCACUGUUGCUAUGAAGCUUGCGCCAGAUAGGAAGAAGUUCAUGGAUGUGAUAGCAGGCUCAGGUGAUAUUGCUGCUGACAUGGAAAAUUUUUGUUCGUCCUUUUCGCCAUUUCUUCAAGAGAAUCACAAAUUCUUGGCUAGUAUUGGCAUGGAUGAUCUGAAAGCUUCAUAGUGGAAGAGGCCUUUCUGAUGCGCGGCAGUGGCUUUCUGUUACUUUUUGCUCAUAUUGCAUUGGCAUGUAAAAAUAAAACUUAAUAACAAAAUUUGGUUUAACCAUCUAUUUCAAAUUACACGCCGUAUGCAGCUUAUUAUAGUAACUAUUCCAAUCUCUUAAUCCAGUCAUUUUGCUUGUUCUUA